AAUACAUUCAUCGGACGGAAAAGAUGUGAAAAUGUUACGGUCAAUCGCGAUGUGAUGUGAAAAGUGAUCGAGCAAAAUUUGACCAAUUUUGGGAAUUUAAUCUUGCGAGGAAUUUCCGUCGAUCAAUCAUUACGUCAUAAUUAUGUGCACCAAGAACCUGUCGUGCCCGUUGUGCUGUCAAUCAAUAUUUCCGAACAUCGAUGCUCUACGAUUAAGCCUGCUAAAAGUUACAUCGCGACCAGUGAAAUGUCCGAUCUGCGCUGACGAGCUGCUAGGAUUGGAUAAGCUGACGAUCCACCUUUUUGGGCAUUCGAUUCUGGGGAAGGAUGAGACGAGCACAGCAGACUUGGAUAAGAAGAAAAUGGUAACAGGUGCGUUAAAGAAUGUUCGUAAAACUAAGAAGGAUUGCGUUCCAGGAAGCAGUGGGCAACAAAAUAUGACACGAACCAACCAAAGGCAGCCAACGCAAAUUAAAGUCAAAUGCGACCUUUGUGGAGCCGAAUUUCGCGACGAGAAUUUGCUCAAAAUGCAUUCCUGUGUCUCACACGGAAUUGGUGGAAAUUCGGAUGGAAUGGAGCCACGGUUUCCAUGCAACAUGUGUUCAAAAACAUUCAAGAUGAAGGGCUCCCUCAAAAUUCAUAUGAGGGUCGUACACUUAGGAUGUCCAAGGAAGAAUUCGUCUAAUACUAGUUGUACGAGUAGUAGUACUACAACGACAAUUACGACCACUGCAGCGAUACCUGUUUACCAUGGUAGUGACGUAACUCAAUGCAAUCUGGCAGUACGUAGCACUGCAAAUCCUACAACUGCCACUCCUCCGCCACUACAUCCUAUCCUACCUCAACCAUUGAUAAUGACCCAACGAUCGACACCUCAUUCUCCGUUGCAGUCGGCAACGUCCCUCACGAUUACUACUCCGAAUAGCAGUGAACCUCAGAUCAUCAAGAUACUGGACCCACGGCAGUUGACCGAAUAUGUCUACGUAACAAAUCAACAGUCCCAGCAACAACAACAACAUCAGCUUCAACUGUCGCCACAGCCCCCGCCGUUGCAACAGCAACACGUUGUUGAACGUAUCGUCGCUAACAGUACUCCGCCUAGCGUUCCUUCGCCACUACCCGCCACUCCUUCGCCAAGCUUUAGCAGCAGCAUUGGUAUUUGUGGAGCAGGGGGAGGUAGUUCCGUGCCUUCUCCUUCACAGCUGUCUCAACCGCCUACACCACAAUCCAUGAGUAACAUCAAUUCUUACUCCAGUGACAGUAGCAGCAAACCGUGGGAAUGCGAUGUAUGCUUGAAAAGCUUUACCACAAAAUAUUUCCUCAAAAAGCACAAACGGCUCCACACAGGAGAAAUGCCGUAUUCGUGUCACAUCUGCGGUAAAGCAUUUACGUUUCAGCAAUCAUACCAUAAACAUUUGCUCUACCAUAGUGACGAGAAGCCGCAUGCUUGCACGAUCUGUGGACGAGCCUUCAAAGAACUUUCGACGCUGCACAACCACGAGCGGAUUCAUAGCGGAGAGAAGCCAUUUUCUUGCGAAACUUGUGGCAAGUGCUUCCGACAGCGUGUGUCAUACCUAGUCCAUAGGCGAAUCCACACCAACACCCAACCGUAUAAGUGUACCGCCUGUGACAAAAGCUUUCGCUACAAGGUGUCCCAACGCACCCACAAAUGCCCUGCUCAACCGCCCGGUAUGGUAAUUCGUCAAACAGGCGAUCUUCUACAGAAACUACUCCAAUCAUCAGCAAUCCUUCCAACGCUUGCCGAAGGGUCACCGCUGCCUGUAUUAACUCCACCGCCAGCACCACCACCGUCACUGGAAACUCCCGAUCAUCAACUGCAGCAGCAGUCAGAUCAUGAUGAGCUUCAUGACAUCAAAUCAGAGGAUGACAUCAACCGAACCUUGGACGAGCUUUUGAACGAGUCCUACGAUAAGAUGGGUAUCAGUGAACACCAAACUAGCUAUCAAGGGGACCACCAGCACAACCAUCCAUAUGCACAGAUCGGCCACCAUCAACAUCAAACCUCUGCAACGAUGGAACCAGGUGCAAGCGGUUCCGGUGAUACUGGGCUAAUCGUGCCGCGGAUAGAAAAUUUGUGCCUGCUGUCUCCCAGUCCAAUGGGUUUCGAUGGCGAAGCAAUGGAAGUGAUCGAUUCCAUUAAGCUGGAUUUGUUGUAUAAUUAGAAACUUUAUACAAAAUUGACCUUAUAUAUAUAUACCAUGUUAAGUGAACAUACAAAUUUGAUACGUUAUUUAAA
Armigeres subalbatus is the source of this 2256-nucleotide messenger RNA. Its product is annotated as zinc finger protein 628. Bases 143 to 2182 code for a protein of 679 amino acids. The record is from RefSeq and is a predicted model, not a curated record. Gene Ontology annotation, biological process: regulation of transcription by RNA polymerase II. The transcript has 3 exons. Lineage: Eukaryota; Metazoa; Arthropoda; Insecta; Diptera; Culicidae. Gene Ontology annotation, molecular function: RNA polymerase II cis-regulatory region sequence-specific DNA binding; DNA-binding transcription factor activity, RNA polymerase II-specific. Gene Ontology annotation, cellular component: nucleus.